AGCUCGACCGAGUGAUAUGAGGCCUGUGGUGAGGAGUGAAGCCUGAGCUAGAUUGCCCCUCCCGUCGACCGAGUGAUAUGAGGCCUGUGGUGAGGAGUGAAGCCUGAGCUAGAUUACCCCUCCCAUCGAGUAUGCCAAGAUGGCGCCCAUUUCCUGCUCCCUAGCUAGUAAACAACACGCCCUGUAAGCUAGUCUGCCCAGCAACAGCUGACGCUGGCCAAUCAGCUCGUCUUGCCUACUUUGAUGUGAUUGGUCGAUGUGUCCAUAUAUAUGCUGACACCACCCCUGGGGCGACAACACACACACCAAGAAGAGGGACUGCUGAGAGAAGCACACAAGGAGCCGUAGGGAACGGACCAGAGGAGGCUUCCCUCAGGCGGGAUCCGAGAUCCCGGAACAGGGCGUACGGAGAGAGAAAAUAAAUCAGAGGCUAUCCGCCGACUACUCGUGUCGUGUGUUUUUUCCUGCCGGCCGGGAUCGACACCGACAUUUGGUGGCCCGUACGGGGAACUGAUCACCCCCGAGGCGAGGCGGACGACGCUCCAGUAUUGCUCUGCAGGACAGGAACCAGGACGAGAACCAUUGUGGGUCCCAGAACGGCUGACGCGUGUGGCGAAUCCAACGAAACAUAAUGCAGGAGACACUCCAAAACUCAACGGCAGCGGACAGCCUAAUCAAGAUCGGUCCGACCAGGAUAUUGCUGCUCGACCGAGGAAUACCGUAUGACUUAUGGGACACAGUAAUGAUUAUGCUCUCGAUAGUAAUUGGCUCUCUUUUAGGGUACGGUGCAGCCAGAGUGGCUAGGCCACGCCGCCUUCCGGCAGCCCCCUUCCUUCUGGUUUUGAUGCUCACCACCACUACUGAAAUAGGAGCAGACUUGGUGUGGGCAGCAAUACAUCAUCCGCCAGCGCUAGCCGCUAUCUCCACCACAGCCCCCUCUCUCCCAAAGUUGUAUGCAAAAAACUGCUCCGCCAGAUUGCCUUGCAUACCAGAUAUACCGUUAACCAUCAGACCCAUACGUUUUGACCUUCCCAUCACCAAUGACGUGGUCAUUUUUUCCACUAAUAGUAACCCCUCGUGUCACCGGGGAUCCUGCGUUAGCUUCCUGCCCCUCCUUGUAAAAUGGUACAAUACCUCCCUGACGGUGAGGUUGUCUGUCCCAUCCCUGCAUUCGCCUGGAUGUUUUAAAGCUGGCACACUUAGCGGCGGAGUCAUCACUUUUAACUCAACCUGCAAACCCCGAGCAGCCAUGCACACCCGUCCCGAUUUCCCCACAUGCCCAUACCGUGUGUCCCCAAGCCGAAAAAGACAGAUGGUGGACCUGUCACAACUUUCAUGGCAGCCCUGUACUGUCGACGGCGUGGGAGUGACUCAUCUAAACAUGUCUUGGUGGUCCCGGUUCUCUCCUCCAUCCGGUAGUAACAACAUAUUCGCGUUGACCUGGUGGGAGUCCUACCUGAGAGUGAACAACAAGUGGGCAAUAAGCUUCCCCUUCCCCCUUAAUGAAAAUUGGUUGUGCCUCUCCACCGGAGCCUGCAUGGACUUAAGACCCAUGCUCGCUAUUAACGCUUCUGCCUCUAAUGGAACCACCAAUGUCACCCUUAAUUCUGAGGCUGCAUGCGUAAAACCGCCCUACUUAUGGGUAUUCUCUGCUGACAUCUCCUUUAAGUGCAGUAACCAACCAUGCUUUACAGGGAACUGCUGGAAUGGGUCUUUCCCGUAUGCUAUGUUGGCUCUUCGACCCCCACUGAUGUGGGUUCCCUUUAACGAAUCUGUUUGGGUUCAUCCCGUCUAUCAGCAGGACCAACUACCCAUGCUCAGACGUAAGAGAGAUUUUGGGAUCACAGCGGCCCUGACAGCACUGUUCGUGACUCUGACUGCGACGGCUGUGACGGCUGCCGUUGCUCUGACCCAGUCUACGCUGACGGCUCAGGCCUUUACCAAUCUUACGGACACCACCUCCCUGGCGCUGAGGGAGCAACAAGAAGUCAACCUCCUCCAGCACAACGCCAUAAUGGCGUUACAGCAGCAGAUCGACCUAAUCGCUCAGGAAGUCCAGGGACUCUGGGAGGUGGCUAACAAUUUAUGUGACGCCAGAUGGGCAUUCACUCAGUUGUGCGUUACCCCCAUCCAGGUCAACCGUUCGGCUUACAGGCAAUUUCAGGAUUAUGUUCUCACCACCUAUAAUUCUUCCUUUUGGAACGCUAGCGUGCGCCUGGAUAUGACUAUCCGGCAGCUAGAUCAGAUAGAGGUGCCUAUACUUACAGCCUCCUUUUUUGAUGAUGUCCUAAGCCAGAUAGGCUCCUUCUUCAAACCUUCGUCACUUCUUGCGUAUGGGAUCAUUCUUGCUCUUGUGAUUGUCACUCUCGUGACUCUUAGGUGCCUGCGGUCGAUAAGGGCGACCCAAAAGACACAUAUGACAUUGAUGAUGUUGCUGGCCCAGAGUCAAGGGGAUUCCACACCUAGCGUUUUCUGGGCUCAGGCUAGAAAGGCACGGCUCCUUUAA
Messenger RNA from Cavia porcellus (domestic guinea pig), 2506 nucleotides. RefSeq lists its product as uncharacterized. The record is from RefSeq and is a predicted model, not a curated record. The transcript has 2 exons. Bases 632 to 2506 code for a protein of 624 amino acids. Lineage: Eukaryota; Metazoa; Chordata; Mammalia; Rodentia; Caviidae.